UUUGCUUUCCUGAGCCCACCACCUACUCCCACUCCCUCGCAUCCACCCGGCUCUCCCCCGCCUCCGCCCCCGCGGGGGACCGAUAAACCCUAGGCCCCGCCGCCGUCGGAGGCGGCGCCGCAGGAGGACACGCGAUGUCGCACUUCGGGAGGUCGGGUCCGCCGGACAUCCGCGACACCUUCUCGCUGCUCGUCCUCAACAUCAGCUUCCGCACCACGGCCGACGACCUCUACCCGCUCUUCGAGCGCUACGGCAAGGUCGUCGACGUCUUCAUCCCGAGGGACCGGAGGACCGGGGACUCGAGGGGUUUCGCGUUCGUGCGGUACAAGUAUGCCGACGAGGCGCAGAAGGCUAUAGAUCGGCUCGAUGGUGGGGUCUGGCUUUUUCUGGGGGAUUUUCUACCUCUAUCGAUUAGGUACCUGAACUACUUCUCUUUUUUUUUGUGUGUGUGUGUGUGUGCAGGCCGUAAUGUGGAUGGAAGGAACAUCAUGGUGCAGUUUGCAAAGUACGGCCCCAAUGCUGAGCCAAUCCAAAAAGGAAGGGUCAAAGAGGGGGCUGAGAAAUCACGAGACAGGUCAAGAAGCCGUAGUCCAAGGCCAAGGAAUAGAGACAGAGAUCAUAGAAGGCGAAGUCGAAGCAGGAGUAGGAGCAGAGAAAGGCAUGGUCGUGAUAGAGACAGGGACUAUCGUCGUCGGAGCAGAAGUAGAAGCCGAAGUCCAAGUUCAAGCCCUGACCGCAAAAGUCAUCGUAGAGCAAGAGAUGAUGGCAAGCGCAAGAGCAGGAGUAAGAGUAGAAGCAAGAGCAGGAGCAGGAGCAGGAGCAAGAGUAUGAGCAGAAGCAGGAGUAGAAGCCGCUCGUACCAUAGUGCUUCACCUGCCCGGCGUAGUGCUAGCCCUCACAAGAGCCCACCGCCACGGAGGAGCCCCACUCCUGAAAAGCAUACCAAUGGGAAAGAUUCACCUCUGUCACGCAGUGUUUCUCCAUCACCAAAGCGUGCAAGCUCCCACAGCCCAGGCAGCGAUGGCAAGAAUGUUGAGAAGGUUGAUUGAGCACAAUGGAAGUAGCAAUCUGCAAUCAACCGCUAUCCAAGGUUGCUAGUUGUUCCUUUAAUGGCUUCUUGUGUUUUUGAGUUGUCAAAAAUCUGCUCUUGGUUUGUAUUCCGACCUCUAUUGUGUUUUUAUGCCCUUGUACUGCAUCAUCUACUUUAUAUGCAUCAGUUUCUUGAUACCAUCAUAUUAAUUUGUUAAAACAUUUGUGCAUUUUCUAGUUAUCUGUUCGUGAGAUGGGUUGCUGUUUACCGGUAGAAUGGUAUUGCACGGGGCCGACUAUGGUGGAUGAUAUCUUGCUGUUAGUCUUUGUCAUUGGUGUUGAUAUGGUGAUGAUGCAGCUGAUGAUGCGAGCCAAUAUUGUAUUGAUGCUGAUGCUGCUGAUAGUGACCACCUUGAUGCAGUCUUUAUUUUUGUUCGAAAGGUUCUAAAUCAAAUCAUGAAUUCCAGAUGGAUCUCAUGAUUGGUAAGAAUUUUUGCACAAUGAUGCCUUACAAUAUGUUAGUUCUUAUCCCCCUUUUGGCAAGUUCUAGUUGGAACAUGGUGUUUAGUGGCAGAGAUGCUGAGGGUGUACUCAUAAUGACGAUGGUACUCGUACAUGGCUAAUGAUCUCUGUACAGGAGUAGUGUCAAUUAUGAGUAGCAUGGGUCCUGCUGAUCAGGCGGUGGUGGUGAACCAAACUACCAUGUUUUCA
Molecule: messenger RNA, 1740 nt
Organism: Sorghum bicolor (sorghum)
Lineage: Eukaryota; Viridiplantae; Streptophyta; Magnoliopsida; Poales; Poaceae
Product: serine/arginine-rich splicing factor SC35-like
Exons: 7
Coding region: 135-1049 (304 amino acids)
Molecular function (GO): RNA binding
Source: RefSeq, a predicted model, not a curated record